This is a messenger RNA of Aspergillus pseudoviridinutans, 306 nucleotides long. RefSeq lists its product as uncharacterized. The record is from RefSeq and is a predicted model, not a curated record. Bases 1 to 306 code for a protein of 101 amino acids. The transcript has 2 exons. NCBI's taxonomy places the organism in Eukaryota, Fungi, Ascomycota, Eurotiomycetes, Eurotiales, Aspergillaceae.
AUGACCAGAGCGCAGGACCCAUCGAGCAUCCAAGUUGUCCCUAUUUCUAAGGAUUCCGAUACGCCGACGAGUGAAAGCUUUGAGGUUGACUACCUAUACAACCUUCCCGCGCAAGAUGAAGAGCAUAUGAAGGUCCCGAUCGCCCAUGGCCUCUUCUGCACAGUGGAUAAAGCUAACCACACGGAAGACGGCGCCUACGUCGACGAGGCCUUUGGCAUGUUCUUAACCACUGAUCUGGAGCAUGUCAGCAGCAUCCAGAAUAUUUGGGCUAAUCCAAUCGAGGAUGCAACCUUGGACGAUCUUUGA